GGUCGGGUGAAGAAUUUCACCGAACAAAAAUAACGCGCGUGCGUCGGAUGAAGUAGAUGAGUUUUAAUAAAAGUCGCUUGUUUUAAUUCUACAGGACUUUGAGCUAAUAUGCAUUUGUUAAUUUUAAGAAAUCAGUAGUUUACGUAAACAGCAAUGAGCGAAUGCUUGUUUCACAAUCUCCUCGAUUUAAGAAAACACCAAAACAAAGGAUUUUGAUAUGUUACCCUGAAGACGGGCGGUAACGUGGAGUAGCCCUGAAACUCGAGAAGUACCUCCUUUAUUUGUUGCGCACAUCGUUAAUCCAUGGUUAGCCUGUGUUUCUUUUAUGUCCGCAGUAAACUUUUGCACACUGAAUAAUUAAACAAUGGACAACCACUUUACUGAGGGAACAUGGGUCUGGUUACGAGAAAAUGAACAGCUCCUUCCAAGUUUGGUUUUAAGCUGUGGAGGUGGAGUGAUCAACUUCAGUACAAGCUGUGGUCAGGUGUUCACUUAUAAAGUAAAUACAUUAACCAGGGAAAAAGUGGUGACUAUGCAUCCGACGAGCAUUGAAGGUGUCGAGGAUAUGGCAACCUUGGCAGAGCUGCAUGAAGGGGCAAUCAUGCAUAAUUUACACAUUCGAUUUAAACAGGACAAUAUUUAUACAUACAUAGGUUCCAUCUUGGUGUCAGUGAAUCCAUACAAAUCAAUUUCUGGACUUUAUGAUAAAACAAGUAUGGAGCGAUACAGAAAUUAUGGCUUGGGUGGUAGGACACCUCACAUUUUUGCCAUCGCAAAUGAAUGUUAUCGCUGCCUUUGGAAACGUAACGACAAUCAGUGUGUCCUCAUAAGUGGAGAAAGUGGUGCUGGAAAAACAGAAAGCACAAAACAUAUCUUGAAGUAUUUAUCAGCAAUGAGCCAACGUUCUCUUGAUGUAAUGGCAAAGGAAAAUGUUUCCUAUGUGGAGCAGGCUAUUUUGGAAAGCAGUCCUAUCUUGGAAGCAUUUGGCAAUGCGAAGACUGUCUAUAACAACAACUCCAGUCGAUUUGGGAAGUUCAUUAAGCUGAACUUUUGUCAAAAGGGAAAUAUUCAGGGAGGCAGAAUCAUAGAUUAUUUAUUAGAAAAGAACCGUGUAGUCAGGCAGAACCCUGGGGAACGAAAUUACCAUAUUUUUUAUGCUUUACUGGCUGGAACAGAUGAUGAGCAGAAAGAGAUAUGUUAUUUAUCUGAAACAGAGAAUUAUUAUUACUUGGGACAGUUUGGAUAUACUGUGAAUAGUGUAAUUGAUGACCAGCGGGCCUUUCAGGAAGUCAUGACUGCCAUGAGAGUAAUGAAGUUCAGUUCUGAAGAAACUCUGGAGGUGCUGAAGCUGCUUGCUGGCGUGCUACAUCUUGGGAAUAUUGAAUUUGUCAUUGCUGGAGGGGCACAAGUUUCCUCAAAAAAUGCUUUAGGAAGUGCAGCAGAGUUGCUUGGGUUGGACCCUAUGAAACUUACAGAAGUGCUGACCCACCGGUCCAUGAUGCUUAGGGGUGAGGCGAUCAGCACACCACUCACGGUACAGCAGGCAAUAGAAUCCAGAGACUCAAUGGCCAUGGCACUUUACUCACAAUGUUUUACAUGGAUUAUUAAAAGAAUCAAUUGUCGAAUAAAAGGAAAGGAGGAUUACAGAUCUGUGGGUGUCCUUGAUAUAUUUGGAUUUGAGAAUUUUGAGGUAAAUCGGUUUGAACAAUUCAACAUAAAUUAUGCAAAUGAAAAACUUCAGGAAUAUUUCAACAAACACAUAUUUUCUUUGGAAGAGCUGGAAUAUAACAGAGAUGGACUGGUCUGGGAACACAUUGAUUGGAUGGACAAUGGAGAGUGUUUAGAUCUCAUUGAGAAGAAAAUGGGCAUUCUGGCCCUUAUCAAUGAGGAGAGCCAUUUUCCAAAGGGCACCGAUAAUACUUUGCUGGCGAAGCUACACAGUCAGCAUUCGAAAAAUCCUUUUUAUGUGAAACCUAGAGUCAUUGACCAUUAUUUUGGAGUGAAGCACUUUGCUGGUGAGGUUUUAUACCACGUAAAGGGAAUUCUAGAGAAGAACAGAGAUACAUUCCGACGUGAUGUGCUAAACUUGUUAUGUGAGAGCAGAUUGGACUUCAUCUAUGACUUAUUUGAGCAUGCAUCAAGCAGGAUCAAUGAAGACGCACUUAAAUCUGGAAGUAAACAUCAGAAGCCAACUGUAAGCUCUCAGUUCAAGAAUUCCCUUCAUUCGUUAAUGGCAACAUUAAGUAUGUCAAAUCCAUUCUUUGUCCGAUGCAUCAAACCAAACAUUCAGAAGAUGCCAGAUCAGUUUGACCAAGCAGUUGUGCUAAACCAGCUGAGAUAUUCAGGAAUGUUGGAAACUGUGAAAAUACGACGAGCUGGAUUCCCAAUCAGGAGGCAUUUCCAGAACUUCUGUGCAAGAUAUAAAGUUUUGAUGAGGAACCUCUGUUUACCUGAUGAUUUGAAGGGGAAGUGUGCUGCAUUACUUUAUUACUAUGACAACACUAAUACAGAUUGGCAGCUGGGGAGAAUGAAGGUUUUCAUCCGGGAGUCUCUUGAACACAGGCUGGAAGAAGAACGUGAAGUUGAGGUUUGCAAAGCUGCUGUGAUAAUACAGGCUUAUGUCCUUGGCUAUUUGGCAAGGAAACGGUACAAAAAGGUUCUUCACAUGGUUGUUGUAAUUCAGAAAAAUUAUCGAGCUUUCUUCUGGAGAAAGAGGUUCCAAUGUGUAAGGAAUUCCACAAUUAUAUUGCAGACACAACGACGAGGUCAGCUCGCACGCAGACAUUAUAAACAACUACUUGAAAAUAAAAUAGCAGAAGAAGAGGUACAAAGAAACAAAGCGCAGGAAGGAAGGGAAAGGCAGAAGCGAGAAGCAGAAUGCAUUCGACAGGCUGAAGAUGUCCAGAGGCAACGAGAGCAAGCAAUCUUUCUGGAGGCUCAGACAAAAGUAGUAAAGAAUAAUCAGCUAGAAACGCAAGAGAACAGGCAAGUAGAGGAAAUUCUGCGUCUUGAGAGAGAAAUUGAAGAGCUUCAACGCCAGAAAGAACAUCAUGAAUCAACACUCACCGAGAUGUCACUUACACAACUACAGAAACUUCGAGAUGAGGAGUUAAAGCAAUUGGAGGAUGAAGCUUGCAAAGCAGCUCAGGAGUUUCUGGAGUCCCUGAACUUUGAUGAAAUUGAUGAAUGUGUCCGCAAUAUUGAACGGACUCUUUCUGUUGACAGCCAGAGUAAAUCGUAUACCUCAACUGUACCUGAUCCUUUUGGAAAACCUACCUUCAAUUUUAGUCAACCUUAUCCUGAAGAAGAGGAAGAUGAGGGCUUUGAUGCUGAUGAUUAUGCGCUUAAGGACUCACCGAAUCCUAGUGAGCAUAACCAUUUUGAUCAACGUACUAGUGGAAUCCGGACAAGUGAUGACUCUUCAGAAGAAGACCCUUACGUAAAUGAUACAGUGGUGACUACAAUUGCAAGUGAUGAGAAUAAUGUUCUUGCCAUUACUGCUUUGGAUUCAAUAAGCUACAACAAACCAACAAUCGAUGACUCUCCCUACUGCAACCCUGAGCAAGCAGAUGAUGGACAGGAGGACCCUGUUGAGCUCAUUCCUCCGGAUGAAUCUGAUUAUGAUCAGGAUGGAGAUGGAGCUGUCAUAUCCGGCAGCAGUGUAGUCUUUUCAAAUCCUCGCACUAACCAGUGGUCACCAGAAUGUCUAUAUUAUUCUGCAGGAAUGAACAGUAGUUUUGGAGCGUAUAGAUUGAGCUCAGAAGGGGCACAGUCAUCAUUUGAAGACAGUGAUGAUGAUGAUUUGGAUUCAAGAUUUGACAACAAUGAGGAGCUGGCCUACCAUCGAGAUUCCAUUUACAGUUGUGUCAGUCUACCAUAUUUUCACAGUUUCCUGUUUAUGAAAGGAGGUUUGAUGAAUACAUGGAAACGCCGUUGGUGUGUUUUAAAGGAUGAAAUAUUCAUGUGGUUCCGUUCUAAACAAGAAGCCUUGAAACUAGGCUGGUUGCUCAAAAAAGGUGGUGGCACAUCAACCUUAUCAAGACGCAACUGGAAAAGACGUUGGUUUGUUCUCAGAGAGAGCAAACUAAUGUAUUUUGAGAAUGACAGUGAAGAAAAUUUAAAAGGGACCAUUGAUAUCAGAUCUGCAAGGGCAAUUAUCGAUGACACUGGCAAGGAGAAUGGUAUUAAUAUAGCACUAGAAGAUCGCAUCUUCAAUCUUAUUGCAGAGACAGCAGAAGAUGCCAGUCAAUGGUUUAGUGUCCUCAGCCAAGUUCAUGGGUCAACUGAACAAGAGAUCAGAGAAAUGCAUGGUGAGCAAGCAAACCCACACAAUGCAGUGGGUACAUUGGAUGUAGGUUUGAUUGAUUCAGUCUGUGCUUUUGAUUGCCCUGACAGAUCAAAUUCAUUUGUGAUUAUCACUGCAAAUCGCAUCUUGCACUGCAAUGCAGAUACACCAGAGGAGAUGCAUCAUUGGAUAACAUUACUGCAAAGGGUCAAGGGAGACACAAAAGUAGAAGGUCAGGAGUUUAUUAUCAGAGGAUGGCUGCAUAAAGAAGUUAAGAAUGGUGGUAAAUUCAGUUCCUUAAAGUUGAAGAAGCGUUGGUUUGUCCUGACCUAUAAUUCACUCGACUACUACAAGAGUUCUGAGAGGGAUGUAGCCAAGCUCGGAACCCUGGUACUGAAUAGCCUCUGUUCUGUUCUGCAACCUGAUGAAAAGAUUUUCAAAGAAUCUGGUUAUUGGAAUAUCACUAUAUAUGGCCAUAUACAUUGUUAUCGUCUUUACACAAAGCUUCUGAAUGAGGCAACAAGGUGGGCAAAUGCCAUCCAGAAUGUUAUUGAUUCCAAAGCACCCAUCAAUACACCUACACAGCAACUUAUUCAGGACAUCCAGGAAAACUGCCUGAAUAUUGAUGUUGUGGAACAACUCUACAAAAGGAACCCAAUUCUACGUUAUACACAUCAUUCACUGCAUUCCCCACUUCUGCCACUACCAUAUGGAGACAUCAAUUUAAAAUUGUUAAAAGAAAAAGGCUAUACAACCCUACAGGACGAAGCCAUCAGACUCUUCAAUUCCUUACAUCAACUGCAGUCUGUUUCUGAUCCAGUUCCCAUCAUGCAGGAUAUUUUGCAGACUGGGAAAGAUCUGCGAUCUCUACAGGAUGAACUCUACUGCCAACUUAUCAAACAGACGAACAAAGUGCCCCAACCGAGGAGCGAGUGCAACUUGCGCAGUUGGCAAUUACUUACCUGCAUGAGUUGUACAUUUAUGCCAAGCCGCACUGUCCUGAGAUACCUCAAAUUCCACCUCAAAAGGAUACGUGAUCAAUUUCAAGGAGAAUUGGAAAAGUAUGCAGUAUUCAUAUAUGAAUCAUUAAAGAAAACUAAAACCCGGGAAUAUGCACCUUCCCGAGAAGAAAUCAUAGCUUUGAUUAAUAGGCAAGAGAUGACAUCUACUGUUUAUUGCCAUGGAGGUGGUUCCUGCAAAAUCACAAUUAAUUCUCAUACAACUGCAGGAGAGGUUGUUGAGACGUUGAUUCGUGGACUGUCCAUGGAGGACAGUAGAAAUAUGUUUGCUCUCUUUGAACAUAACGGUAUUACUGAUAAAGCAAUUGAAAGCAAAACAGUUGUGGCUGAUGUUUUGGCAAAAUUUGAAAAGGAUACUGCUACUUCUCAAGAUGAUAAUUCAUGGAAAUUCUACUUCAAACUCUAUUGUUUCCUUGACACUGAUAAUGUACCAAAGGACAGUGUGGAAUUUGCCUUCAUGUUUGAGCAGGCUCAUGAGGCUGUCAUUCAUGGUCACUAUCCUGCCCCUGAAGAAACUCUUCAGUAUUUUGCUGCCUUGCGAUUUCAGUUUCUGCAGGGAGAUUACACCCCACAUGUUGCCAUUCCAGAAAUUGAAGACGUGUUCCCAAUUGAGAGAUUGAAGGCACGAAUCACAAAAUCAGCUAGGACGUUUGCUCCUUCUGGUGAUAGAAAUGACAAAAAGAGAUCUAGCUUCUUUGAAGGAACAUUGAGGCGGAGCUUCCAAGGUGGUUCUGUCAGCAAGAUAAAAUCUGAAGAUGAGCAGAUAAUCGAUGUGUGGGCUAAGGAGGAGAUUUCAUCAGCUAGAACCGAUAUUAUUGACAAGUGGAAAAAGAUGCACGGAAUGACCCAAGAGCAGGCCAUGAUUAAAUACAUGGCUCUAAUCAAUGAAUGGCCUGGAUAUGGCUCAACUUUAUUUGAUGUGAAGUGCAGAGAAGGCGGUUUCCCACAAGAGCUCUGGCUAGGAGUUUGUGCUAAAUCAGUUUCUGUCUACAAACGUGGAGAGGCCAAACCUCUGGAGACUUUCCCAUAUGAAAGUAUUCAAUCAUUUGGAGCUCCUCAGUCAACCAUGUAUAAAAUAGUGGUGGAUGAAAGGGACUUGCUAUUUGAUAGUUCAGAGGUAGUGGAGCUUGCCAAACUGAUGAAAGCUUAUAUCAGUAUGAUAGUAAAAACGCGGUACAGUACUUCAUAUACAACGAGCAGUUGGGGAAAUCAAUGUGGCAACAGGUGAAUUUGGUUCUACUUAUGAAGUUUCUUCAAUGAAUAAUUUCCUCUUCUAUUCAUGUGCCUGUCAAUCACAUACUUUCAACGAUAAAAUCUUCAAUACAACCCAUAAUUGUGGAAUAGAGUAGCAAGUUCUGUUUUGAAGUAGUAAACAUUUAUCCUGCUAUUAUGAGAAAUGUUCAACAAGGACUUGACAAUUGCAAAAAAAAAUUGUCACAGCUUUUCAGGCCUCCAAUCCUUAAUCAGUGUGGAUACUUUGUCAUGACAUGCACUACUGUGUAUUAAGCAGAAAAUAGUGCCUUACAGUCGGAACUAAUCUUAUUAAUUUUAAACACUUCCUAGGAUGAAGAAAUUUGAGUUGGAGAAAGAGCAGCUUUAAACAUUAAACUAUUUGAGUGUUAAAUAGCUAUAAUUGGGUAUCUAUAUUACAUUUGUCCAUUAAGAAUUCACAUCCUCACAAUAGUGUUGACCAAAAAGUAAAGACUACACAUGGAGCAACUUAUGGGUAAACUUGUUAGCUACUCAUUGUGCACUAAAAUAAUACCUUGUCCUGAGAAUAAUGGUCAUAAAUAUUUGGAAUACUGCUGGCAGCCUUCCGAGAGAACUACAAUGAUAUUUUCCAUUAUUAAUCUAUAUUUCACAAUUAUUUUGCUAAGAGAAAUUUAAUAUGCUAUGUUAUUUACUGUGUAUGUCUGUAUUUUUCAGGAGCAACAUUAGUUAAGUUUUCUUCUGGACUAUUUGAAUUAAGCAUUUGUUUUUGAUGUAGCUAUCCUAAAUAAAAUAU
Stegostoma tigrinum is the source of this 7309-nucleotide messenger RNA. RefSeq names its product myosin X (gene myo10). Gene Ontology annotation, cellular component: myosin complex; cytoskeleton. Gene Ontology annotation, biological process: signal transduction. The coding region runs from base 365 to 6532 and encodes 2055 amino acids. NCBI's taxonomy places the organism in Eukaryota, Metazoa, Chordata, Chondrichthyes, Orectolobiformes, Stegostomatidae. The record is from RefSeq and is a predicted model, not a curated record. Gene Ontology annotation, molecular function: ATP binding; protein binding; cytoskeletal motor activity. The transcript has 41 exons.